AUGGGUUUUCAUUGGUUUUGGCUUCGGACCGUCGAGGCCUGGCUUACUGCCCGGUUGCUGGCCAGCCCGUCGUUUCACCGGAUGGUUGGAAGAGUCCAUCAGAAGGUGCAGCACAUUCGUCAUGGUGUACCUCCCGAGGAGAUGGGAGGUACCAAGAUCGACAAGAAUAAUGAUGGUCUUCAGCGUUUCGCUCGAUAUUUCAAGGAAGAGAUUAAAGAUCAGUUCAAGGGCAAACCGCCGAACAAACUGUGACCAUGCUGUAUAUUCGAACGACAUUAUGUUAUGAUACCCGAUAAUAGAGUCUCCCCCUCGUCUUCGCUCCAUACUGUACAUUAGGUACCGGAUAAAGAUUGGGCUGCAUCUCUUCUGCACCGUGGGCUGUAUCCCUCAUUCUAUCCGGAGAAGGAAACGUCAACAGCUCCACCGCUUUGCUCGGCUUCUUAUGGUUUAGCUGGGCUUUGAAGUUGGAAGCGUACAUACUAUAUAGUCUAAUCAAUUCUUUUAAAUUGCUCUGAC
Messenger RNA from Aspergillus glaucus CBS 516.65, 516 nucleotides. RefSeq lists its product as uncharacterized. The record is from RefSeq and is a predicted model, not a curated record. NCBI's taxonomy places the organism in Eukaryota, Fungi, Ascomycota, Eurotiomycetes, Eurotiales, Aspergillaceae. The coding region runs from base 1 to 252 and encodes 83 amino acids. The transcript is spliced from 4 exons.